Molecule: messenger RNA, 1416 nt
Organism: Recurvomyces mirabilis
Lineage: Eukaryota; Fungi; Ascomycota; Dothideomycetes; Mycosphaerellales; Teratosphaeriaceae
Exons: 2
Coding region: 1-1416 (471 amino acids)
Source: RefSeq, a predicted model, not a curated record
AUGCUCAGAUCACUGGAGUGCACCUACAUUGAUAAGCAAGAACGAGCAUUCGUGGAUCAGAACAAGUACUCGGCCGACCUGAGCCGACGCAGAGCAUCCAGGACUGCUCGUACCACGGUGAAACUGCAGCUGGGCUUGCUCACGCCGGUACCGGAUGAUUCUCACGACUCCCUGGUCUCGACAGCAGUACAAGGGAAGUGCAAUAACUUUUCCACCCCGACUAUUAGCGCGAGUGUCGUGUGGGAGCUCAAAGAUCGUGUACUCGCGCGCUUUCUGGGACGAUGGACUUCGGGCCUUACAUGCCUUGGACGACAGGAUGCAAUCAUCCGUGUGCACAAUCAAGCCAAGCAGACAAGUCCCAUUGGAUGUGCUAUCUUAGCCAUCGCAUUCGCUGAUCUUGCUGUCAAUGAGUCGCAUGGCGAUGCUGCGACACAGUCCUGCAUGGCGUACCAUGAAACAUUGCAACAGGUCAAGAAUCAAAUCGCUGGUCCUCUACUAUUCUCUGUGGCUGGAGACGAGUUCUUGACGGCGAUACUUGCCAUCGAUGCAUAUGAGAUCCUAUACAUCAGACGUCCGGCCCCGCUAGGAGCGCAUACCAGUGCGAUUGUCGAGCUUCUUCGCCUACGUGAUCUCCAAGCACCGGACUGCACGCACGAGUCUGCUUUCGAGCGCAUUGCCGCACCCAGGAUCUUGGCUCGCCAGCUGCUGUGCGGUCUGCCGUCGAUGACUCGGAAAGGGAGACACGAGACUAUGCUAGGCACCACCGUCCUGGAUAGGAGGGUCGCGAAGCUCGUAAAUGAGUCCUGCGAUCUCCUCUAUAUGUUGAAGGGUGGUCUGUACGACUCUGCAGUCGCUCGAGCGAGUGAUGAGGGACAGGCUAUGGCCAUGCGGAGACUCUGCAGCGUACUAGUCGACACGCAGCGCUGGCUUGAUUCUGACAAGCACGUAUCAAGAUUAUGGAGAGUCGAAGGACAUGGCCUGGAGGAUCAAGCUUCCCCUCUUGUGUCUGCCAGGCCAUCAAUACUGGUAUCAGGACAGAUUUGGGUGAUUCGAGAUUGGAUCCUGUACCAUAUGUCUCGCAUCAAGAUUUUUGAGGCAAUAAUUGACAAGAGCCGAACUGGAUGGAGCGAUGUUGCAAGCAGACAUUUCUCGAAUACGCAGACAUGCCUGGAGGAGAUCUGCUCAGGCUGUAACUUCUUACUUGACACGAUGCCGUUCCUGAUCGGUAGUGUGGAUGUCCACGGCGCAGCGACUGGUCUGCCACUAAAUGAUACCGGCCUGUUGAUAGCACACUACCCACUAUGGCUGAUCGAGGGCUGCAAGUACGCUUCGCCGGAUUCUUUGCAUUCAGCUAAGGCUCUGCUUGGCUAUAUUCAGGCACAAAGAAGUCUGCGGUUGGAAAGCAAUCCAGCAUGA